AUGCCAGAAUUCACCCUCUACGGCUCUGCUGGCUCGAGCAACACGGAUCGCGUUCGCUUGACUCUGGCCGAAGGAGGUUUAUCUGAUUACGAACUUGUCCAUAUCAACUUACGCACCGGAGAACAGAAGUCGCGAGAACAUGUCGAGCGUCAUCCAUGGGGCAAGGUACCGGCCAUCACCUUCCAGGACGGCUUUACACUUUUUGAGAGCCGCGCGAUCUGCAAGUACUUGACCAAAAGAUACUGCUUCCCGCUUUUGCCCCCUGCGUCCGACAUCGAGGCUACUGCGCUGGUCGAUCAAGCGGAAUCCGUGGAGAUGCUCUACUUUACAGACCCGGCGGGCAAGAUCGGCUUCGAGAAGUUUGCCAAGAAAAUGAUGGGUCUUCCGCCGAACGAGGCCGUCGUUGCGGAGGCUGUCAAAUCCCUGGAAUCGUACUUUGAUGUUGCGGAACGGCUCUUACAGCAAAGCGACUACAUGGCUGGGAAGGACUUCACGCUCAUCGACAUAUAUUACAUACCACUCAUUCAGCGACUUUUCGCGUGUGGAUAUGGAGAUCUUGUGUCCAGUCGCAGUCAUCUCAACGCAUGGCGGGAACGUUGCAUGAGUCGUCCCGCUAUCCAGAGACUGCUGAGUGCUGACAGGGAGGCGAUGAUGGCCGGAAAUGGUCCAUAA
Molecule: messenger RNA, 672 nt
Organism: Recurvomyces mirabilis
Lineage: Eukaryota; Fungi; Ascomycota; Dothideomycetes; Mycosphaerellales; Teratosphaeriaceae
Exons: 2
Coding region: 1-672 (223 amino acids)
Biological process (GO): glutathione metabolic process
Cellular component (GO): cytoplasm
Molecular function (GO): glutathione binding; glutathione transferase activity
Source: RefSeq, a predicted model, not a curated record